Octopus sinensis (East Asian common octopus) is the source of this 504-nucleotide messenger RNA. RefSeq names its product serine/threonine-protein kinase DCLK1-like. Gene Ontology annotation, molecular function: ATP binding; protein kinase activity. Gene Ontology annotation, biological process: protein phosphorylation. The annotation marks the transcript as partial. The record is from RefSeq and is a predicted model, not a curated record. The transcript is spliced from 5 exons. NCBI's taxonomy places the organism in Eukaryota, Metazoa, Mollusca, Cephalopoda, Octopoda, Octopodidae.
GUAUGGCCUUAAAGUGGACGUCUGGGCUGCAGGGGUCAUAACAUAUAUCUUACUUCGUGGAUUCCCUCCAUUUGUCAGUCCAAGCAACAACCAAGAAGAAUUAUUUGACAAGAUCCUAAGUGGACAUUUUGAAUUCAUUUCACCAUUCUGGGACGAGGUUUCGAGUUCCGCGAAGGACUUGAUUGAACACAUGCUUCAGGUAGAUCCAGAAAUGAGGUUCUCCGCUGCCGAGGUUUUGGACCAUCCUUGGGUUGCUAAUGACACUACUGCGAAAGAUAACAAAUUACAUGUGGCCAAGGAAUUGAACCAAUAUUUCACACGUACCAAAAAACCAAAAGAUGGUUUGGCAGUCAUAGCAUCGACUGCUCUCGAUAAAGGGUCCAAGUACUUCCGGGGCCGCGGAGCCUUUACUGUGCACCCGAAACAGGACGAAGUCUUUUAAAGCCACCAAUGUUCCUUCCACAUCUACUUUUAUUGAAUUUUCAUUGAAACACACCUACAACA